Salvia miltiorrhiza (redroot sage) is the source of this 2854-nucleotide messenger RNA. RefSeq names its product quinolinate synthase, chloroplastic. Gene Ontology annotation, molecular function: quinolinate synthetase A activity; 4 iron, 4 sulfur cluster binding. NCBI's taxonomy places the organism in Eukaryota, Viridiplantae, Streptophyta, Magnoliopsida, Lamiales, Lamiaceae. Gene Ontology annotation, cellular component: chloroplast. Bases 322 to 2493 code for a protein of 723 amino acids. The record is from RefSeq and is a predicted model, not a curated record. The transcript has 7 exons. Gene Ontology annotation, biological process: 'de novo' NAD+ biosynthetic process from L-aspartate.
GAAUCUACAAUAAUCAAAAGUGACGUAAAUUUAUAUUUGGAGUUUAUUCACUGAAAUUAUUUUUGGUGGGCCCCGCCGCACUACACACUUUUUGCUCUUUUGGCGCGUGAUUGGGCGCUUUAUCACCACCGCGAAUUCAUCUCCAUAUAUAUCCACACUUUCUUCCUUCCCAUCGCGCCGACCUCCACUCUUCUUCCUCUUCUCUGCGCUUUUUUUCCGCUCCAAGUGUUAACCUAAAACGCAGAAAAUCUAGCUAGACUUUUUAACAUACAGCUGAUAGGCAAAGAUAAGAGCUUGUUUAGUGUUUAAUCUGUGUAAGAAAUGGACGCAACGGCCAUUUCGAUGUGUGCUGUCUCUUCAGCUUCCUUCUGCAAUUCCAAAAACCCUAAAUUCAGCCACGUACCCAGCCCUAAUUUGCCGUCCUCGCCACCGAUUUUCAGAUGCAUCUAUUCGCAGAGCCCUCAUCUUAAUUCCUGGAAUCCUCUCAAACCGGUUGCGAGAGCUGGUUUCGUUUGCUCGGCUGUGACCUCCGGCGGCGACACGCUCACCUCCGCCGCCGCUAAAGCGAAGGUGCAGAAACUGAUUCAGGAAUUCCAAUCGCUGACCGAUCCAGUCGACCGCGUGAAGAGGCUCCUGCACUACGCGGAGCUCCUCCCUUCUCUCGACGAUUCGAUGAAAAUCGCGGACAACCGCGUUCCCGGUUGCACCACGCAGGUGUGGCUGCGUGUGGAAAUGGACGGUGGUGGCAGAAUGAGGUUUUCGGCGGAGAGUGAUUCGGAGAUAACGAAAGGGUUCUGCGCGUGCUUGGUCUGGGCGCUCGACGGUGCCACGGCGGAGGAGGUUUUAUCCUUCAAAGCUGAAGAUUUCGGAGCGCUGAGCGUUGUGGGGUUGAAUGGAAGAAAGGUUGGUUACUCGAGCAGCAGGUCGAAUACUUGGCAUAAUGUCCUGAUUAGUAUGCAGAAGAGGACCAAGGCGUUGGUGGCGGAGCGCGAUGGCCGCCCCCGCGGCGAGCCGUUCCCGUCGCUGAUUGUGACUGCUGAUGGAAUUCAGGCGAAAGGAAGCUACGCUGAAGCUCAGGCUAGAUUUCUGGUUCCAGAUCAGGUAAAAAUUCAAGAGCUAGUGAAUUUGCUAGAGGAGAAGAAGAUUGGUGUUGUUGCUCAUUUUUACAUGGACCCUGAGGUUCAAGGUGUUUUAACUGCCGCUCAGAAGCUCUGGCCUCAUAUUCACAUAUCUGAUUCACUGGUCAUGGCAGAUUCUGCUGUCAAUAUGGCCAAAGCUGGCUGCAAAUUCGUCACUGUUCUUGGAGUUGAUUUCAUGUCAGAAAAUGUGCGUGCAAUCCUUGAUCAGGCUGGGUUUCCCGAGGUAGGGGUAUACAGGAUGUCCAAGGAGCGCAUCGGAUGCUCCUUGGCUGAUGCUGCAGCCAGUCCAGCAUACAUGGAUUACCUUGCGGCAGGCGCAUCUUCUGUUUCUUCUCCCUCUUUACAUGUUGUGUACAUUAAUACCUCUCUGGAGACGAAAGCCUAUACUCACGAAGUAGUUCCAACAAUAACUUGCACCUCGUCUAAUGUUGUGCCAACCAUUCUACAGGCGUUUGCAGAAGUUCCAGAUUUAAAUGUAUGGUAUGGACCUGACACCUACAUGGGAGCAAAUAUUAUGGAAUUGUUCAGACAGAUGACUGAGAUGAGUGAUGAAGAAAUUGUCAAUAUACAUCCAAACCACAACAGCAGAUCUAUAAAAUCUUUAAUACCCCGUCUUCGCUAUUUUCAGGACGGGACAUGCAUUGUUCAUCACCUCUUUGGUCAUGAAGUCGUUGGCAAAAUAAAUGAGAUGUACUGCGAUGCAUUUCUGACUGCACACUUUGAAGUUCCUGGUGAAAUGUUUGCUCUAGCAAUGGAAGCAAAGCAAAGAGGGAUGGGAGUAGUGGGUUCCACUCAAAAUAUAUUGGACUUCAUUAAAGAGAGGGUACAAGAGGCAUUAGAUAGAAAUGUCGAUGAGCAUCUUCAGUUUGUCUUAGGAACCGAAUCAGGAAUGGUGACCUCAAUUGUUGCUGCAGUACGCAAGCUGUUGGGAUCCGGGACACCCCAAAACGGAGCUAAAGUGAGCGUAGAGAUAGUAUUCCCCGUCUCAUCAGAGUCAAUAACUAGAACACCGAGCUCAUCACUGGGUGAAGCAGGGGACUUCUCAAACCUCCCAAUAAUACCCGGAGCUGCAAGUGGAGAGGGCUGCUCUCUUCAUGGAGGCUGUGCAUCAUGUCCUUAUAUGAAGAUGAAUUCCCUGGAAUCACUAUUGAAAAUUUGCCACAAUUUGCCACACGAUAAAGAUGAUCUUUCAUCGUAUGAAGCUGGGCGGUUUAGUCUGCAGACCCCAAACGGUAAACUGAUUGCAGACGUUGGCUGUGAGCCUAUUCUUCACAUGAGACAUUUUCAGGCUACAAAGAGAUUGCCGGAGAAGCUGAUCCAGCAGAUCCUCCACAAUCCUCUCAAUGGAAGAUAAAAAGUUUUCAGAUCAUGGGCAGAUAUGAGCAGAACUGCUACCAGUCUUUUGGUAAGAAAUACGUGUCAAAGGAACCUUACACCGCGAUUAUUGAUGGAUUCUUCGUCCACACCUUCGCCUCUUAUAUACAACUUCAAUGUUAUGGAAGCUCCAUCGCAUCUCCAUAAUGUUAUAUUUUUUUUUUCUUGUUCUUGGUUCUGGUAUGAUACAAUAGGAUGUUAGAAUUAGUGGAGUGCGUUGAUUGUUUUUGUUUUAUCUUGUAACAUUAAAAUCUAGAUUUAUUAUGAUAGAAGUUUGUUAGGCUGUGAUGAUGGAAAAGAAGAGCUCCGUUGGGAAUAAAAGCUCCAUAAUUUUGGGGAAA